Capronia epimyces CBS 606.96 is the source of this 1026-nucleotide messenger RNA. RefSeq names its product ribose-phosphate pyrophosphokinase 3. The coding region runs from base 1 to 1026 and encodes 341 amino acids. The record is from RefSeq and is a predicted model, not a curated record. The transcript is spliced from 3 exons. Gene Ontology annotation, cellular component: ribose phosphate diphosphokinase complex; cytoplasm. Gene Ontology annotation, molecular function: magnesium ion binding; ribose phosphate diphosphokinase activity. NCBI's taxonomy places the organism in Eukaryota, Fungi, Ascomycota, Eurotiomycetes, Chaetothyriales, Herpotrichiellaceae. Gene Ontology annotation, biological process: purine nucleotide biosynthetic process; 5-phosphoribose 1-diphosphate biosynthetic process; ribonucleoside monophosphate biosynthetic process.
AUGGCGUCGAAUUCGAUCAAGCUCUUGACGGGCAACAGUCACCCUGACUUGGCCAAGGCGGUGGCCGCCAGACUCGGGAUUGAGCUGACCAAGAUCAUGGUCUUGCAGUAUUCCAACCAAGAGACCAGUGUGACCAUUGGCGAAUCUGUCCGAGAUGAAGACGUAUUUAUCCUCCAAUCAACACGGCCGAACGAUAUCAACGACGGUCUUAUGGAACUUCUCAUCAUCUGCAAUGCCUGCAAGACCGCAUCGGCUCGACGGGUCACUGCGAUCCUACCAAACUUCCCUUAUGCACGUCAAGACAAGAAAGAUAAAUCCAGGGCGCCCAUCACUGCGAAGCUGAUGGCGAACAUGUUACAAACAGCUGGUUGCAACCACAUCAUUACCAUGGACCUGCAUGCGUCCCAGAUUCAGGGAUUUUUCAAUGUCCCGGUUGACAAUCUCUACGCCGAACCCAACUCUGUGAAAUGGGUGCGGGAAAACCUCAUGCAUUCCACAGAGACCAAUUCCGAGGUGAACGGACCGAGACAAGAAUGUGUCAUUGUCAGUCCUGAUGCCGGUGGGGCGAAGAGAGCUACAUCUAUUGCCGAUAAACUCGACCUUCCGUUCGCACUCAUUCACAAAGAACGAUCGCGACCGAAUGAAGUCAGCCGAAUGACUCUUGUUGGCAAUGUGGAAGGCAAGGUCGCCAUCCUUGUCGAUGACAUGGCCGACACAUGCGGGACCCUCGCCAAAGCCGCCGAUACUCUCAUUAAGCAUGGAGCCAAGGAUGUUGUUGCGCUUGUUACCCACGGAAUCCUGUCUGGCAGAGCGGUCGAGAUUCUGAAGGGAUCGGACCUUUCAAGACUGGUCAUCACCAACACAGUUCCCGUCUCAGAAGAGAAGAUCGAGGCUUUGAGAGUUGAAGAAGGGCAGAAAGGCUGCAGGCUUGAAUUCAUUGAUAUUGCGCCAGUUUUGGCCGAAGCAAUCCGAAGGACACACAAUGGCGAAAGUGUCAGUUACCUGUUCAACCAUCCAGUGGCAUAA